UUUUUGGUAGAUGAUAAGUGAACAAACAAGAAAUAAAGAACAAACAAGCGAAAAAAAAAUACAAAAAAUAAUGAAAAAUCGUAAAAAAACGAGUUCGAGGAAUUGGUGUGCGAGAGACGAGACAGUGGUCCAACAAAGGCCACGGAGGGAAAGAAAUCUUUCUUGGUUGGAACUAGAUAGCUCCGUUAUUGCGACAGAUACUGUUACUGGGCAUGGAUUAGUCAGGAAUUAGACAGACAGGAAAUCCUUAGACAGGAAUUGAGUCCAGAUCUGCUCCAGGACGGGUGUGGCUUACGGGAUCGGAAUUAGUUUUGCUACCGAUAUGCAACCAAAUAAGCUCUAGAUCCAGUGUGUGUUUGGGACCAGUCCCAGGGGGGUGUGAAAAUAUCCGAUGCCGACUCCGAUCUGAUUCCGAUUCCGACUCCGGCAACAUGGGAACCACUAGUCCCGCAAGGAGUCGGAGCCGUCCGGUGUCUUAGUUGUUCCGAGUCGUCCAGAGUCGGUCAGAGUCCUACGGGGUCGAGCUGAGUCGGAAUCAUUCGGAGUCGUCCAGCGUCGAUACUAGUCGAGAGUAUACAGGCUUUGUUUGUUUCGAAGGACGACGAUGACUACGGAACGACUCCGGACGACUCGGGAUGACUCCAGACGACUCGGCGUGAUUCCGGACGACUUCGGACGACGCCGAAUGACUCCGACUCCAGACAAUUCCAGACGAUUCCGAACGUUUCCAGAUAACGCUGGGCAGAUUUCCCUUCCGGAGUCCGUUCCGAAAUUUUUGGAGUUUAAUCGAAGUCGACUCUGGAUUUGUGUCAACUUUACCCAUCACUAAUCCGGAGUCAUCGGGAAUCACAGACGUUCGGAGUUUAAGUCGUCUGGAUUUAGACGGAGUCGGAAUAGACCGAAAUCGUCGGGGAUCAAUUCGGCUGAUCGAUAUAGGGCCAGAGCUCACAUUCAGGUCCGGAUUAAGGCUAGGAUCAGUUCCAGGGCUAAUGUUGGUUCAAUUCUAAGUCCUGUUUGGUUUUGGCUUCAGUUUCUGCACAUAGGCAUGGAUUCUGUGACAGAUCCGGGAUCGACAUGGACUCUGAAUCAGUUUCUCUUAAUGUGUCCCUAUGACCUUAGAUCAAUUGGGCCACCAAUUGAAUAUUCCUAAAUUGAUAUUGGGCAGCCCUGUACUCGGGCCAACUUAGCUAGCAGAUUUAAAAUCGAUCGACUAGGGACUAACAAUUGAUGUUGAUCGUAGACAGCAUCGGUCACAUUUUGUUGUUUAGGGAACACAACUUCAUGGUUGAGGUACUCUUAAGCUAUGCUUAGGCAAAAACAAGCUGAUAUCUUUUAAAAUCUCAAAAAUCCUUGAACUUGUAGCCUCUUUUCUCGGAUAGUCGCAUUUCCAUAACAAAAUGAUCAAUUAUCAAGCGGAUGUUUACCGCUGAUGAGCUAAAAUUAAAAGUUAUAUUUAUUAGUCAUGAGCGUUGUCAAAAGGCUGCAUUUGUACUUCGUGUGCUCAUUAAAUGACCUAUGGUUAGAGCACUAUUUCAAAAUUUUAACAGAAUGGCUUUGCUUGGUUGAGUGUUUUUUAGAUACUGGUGUGAUUGUUUGUACUGCCACAGCCCCAAAGUAUUUUUUCACCCUUCUGUGAAGACGAUGUACGAGGUUUAAAGAUCAUAUUUGGAGUAAUGUAUAAGAAUUAUUAAAUGGCCGAGUUAUGGCGACCGCCACUGCACAUAUGAGAAAAUGUCAUGCAAACUGCUUGGCUCAUUAUACUCUACCAGCAUUAAACGGUUUUGAAGGUAUUUAAAGCCAUAGUCGCCUUAGAAUAAAUCUUAGAAAUCUUAGAAAUAUUACCCUUAGAAAUCUUUCAACCGAAACUUCAACCGAAAAACGUCAAUCUUUAAUAGAGAGAAAUAACCCACGCCAGAGAAUAUAACACCUAGAUCGUGCUAUCGAAUCUCACACUCCUUUCUGGGAAUCACUACAACAGUGCAGGGUUGAAAACAGCUUCGGUAAGGUUGUAGCAAGUUGGCAAAUUCAAAUUUAAAAUUCAAAGCGAAAUAUUUCAUUGAAAUAUAUCAAAGACAUUUAAUUGCUGCUAAAUGCACUGCUAAUCGCCUUCAAUUCGCCGGCGAAUAACAGGCGAUUAGGAAGUCAUUUAAAGGAAGUUUGUAGGUGGGGUGCUUUAACCCAAAAUGACUUAAAACCGAAGCCGAUUCUCGGAGUUGACUCCAGAGCCGAUUCCAGAGUCGAUUCCGGGGUCGAGGAAACGAUUCCGGAAUUAAAAUCGGCUCCGGAAUCAGAAUCAACUUAGGAAUCGGAAUCGACCUGGGGAUCGCAAUUUGCUCCGGAAACGGAAUCCGGAUUGUCUCCAGAAAUGAAAUAAGCUCCGGAAUGGGAAUUAGUUCUUGCAUUGAAGUAAGAAGUUUCAGGCCUAUCUUCUUACGGAGAUAGCGCCUAUCCUUACGGAGAUGCCGAACUUCGGAGAAGCUGGUAUCAAUUUCGACGAAAACUUCAUUUUCCCAUCACUAGCCCCUUUUACCCGGUUUGGACGAGAUCGUUGUGGAUGAUCCCGCUGAUCAAGCUGUCAAACUUGUUUAUGUUCUACCAUCGGGUGUGUUUGUGAAGACAAAGGCAGUUGCGAUCGAAUCGCCGACGGAAGCAGACCACACCCCAAUCUCAGCGCUUACCUUGGAGUGAUUUUUUUCCUGCAUCUUUCAAAAAUUUUACUACACCCUCCAACUGUAACCCGGUCUUUACCAUGGCAGCGCCGGGUCCAUAUGCUACGAUUGAAUUGGACUCUGAAGACGAUGCCAAUGACACCGGCCCGGCAACGCGUGCCGAAGUGAUAUUGAACACUGAUGGGGCCGGCGAGCACGAACAGCAGAGCGACGACGACGACCUCAUUUGCAUGUGGGAAGAGCCGCAAACGUUCGGCAUCUUCGACGAACCGGUCGGCAAAAACGUCCCAUUCGACGAGGCUGAUGAACGGACUGCGAGCGAGUAUGCGGCCCUGGUGUGCGACGAUGCGCUGUUCGGCAUACUCGUCAAAGGAACCAACCGGCACCGAAAGCUGUGGGCAGGUUGUAUGCGGGCUAGAGGGCUAUCAGUUGAACCGUACCGGAAAGUCACCGUGGCCGAGAUGAAGCGGUAUGUCGGCCUGCUGCUGGUGAUGGGGCAGGUCAGAAAAGAAUGCCGGCGCUACUACUGGUCGACGGACCCGCUGCUCGAGACGCCCCUGUUUGCGAAAACCAUGAGCUAUCAGAGAUUUAAGAAAAUAAGUCGCUACUUUCACGGGAUGAAGCUGGCCAACCGAACGUACGACGCGAAACCGGUGCUGAACCAUCUGGUACCGAAGUUCCAGGCGCUGUACGCACCGAAGCAGCGGCUGAUGGUGUCGGAACUAGCGAUACCGAAGGACGCGGUAAAGGGCCAGCAAACCGAGCCGCCCAACCCCGCCCAGGGACAACCGCCGGAAAGCGCAAAGCAGCUAAGACUGCUGUGCGACAGUGACACCGGCUAUGUGCUGAACGUGGAGCUUGCCAACCAGGAGCUGGACCAGGUCGCCCUCACGGACGUGUCCAUCGUGCACCCGUACUUCGGCCGCUGGCACCAUGUGUACUGGGGCAACGGCGGGAUCACCGUUGCUGCGGCGGAAACGCUGUACGCAAACCAAACGCUCGCCUGCGGAACGCUCCGCAACGCUCCGGAAGGCACGGUGGCCCCCGAGCGGAAUGGUCCGGUCCUGGUGAUGGACGGGCAGGGCAAACCCAUCCUCUCGACGAUGCACGAUGCGGCUGCGAUGCAGCCUGCUGCCGGCCAACCGCAAGGCCCGCCGCCGGUCUGCGUGGCAGACCUAAACCGACACUUGGCAGAACUGGAACGGUUCGAAGGUUUCCUCGUCGAAGAAUACCUGUCGAAUGCAAGCGUCCGGUGGCACAAGCGCACUGUAAUGUUGCUGAUCAAUGUGGCGCUGCUGAACGCGUACAUCCUGUUCUCCCAGGCCGACAAGGUUAGCCGGUUUAGGUUCAACGCAUUCCGGCUAGAGGUCGCCAGGGAAUGGGUGGGGGCGGAUGUGCCACUGGAAGAGCCGAGCGAUCACAUGCCGAUGCGCCCCGUUGUCACCGAAGGAAGGAAGCGGAAAUUUCUCCCAAUGAUCAAAGGAAGGAAACAUCAUGCCCGAAACUAAGGGGCAGCGCAAGCCGAUGGUGGAAGUAAGCCACGCAACGAACUCCGCAGAGCGCUUGGGUUGGAGCAUCUUCAACACUUGUGAAUGUGCAGUGCGCGAACUCCCAAUAUCAACUCCUAAUUUUGUUUGAUAAUAUUUUAAUAUUUUGAUAUAUGUUAUGCUCUUUUAGCAACUUUAUGUGCAAAUCAUACCUGCUUGUCAGUUAAAUAUCUCUUACAGUAUGUUUAUUCCUGUCACCAGUAUGGCUGUGUCCUUCCUGUGAUCCUAUGUGAUGCUUCAGAACUUCAGAACUCGCUCGCGUAAUCCGCUGACAUUCAAUUAUGAUUUCGAUUCAUGUGUAAUCAAUCGUCACGUUCUGCUAGAACGAGAUCUGCUCAGUAGGAGUACGUAAUUGGUCGUACUAUGCAGACUAUUGGUCACUCAUACGCAGAAUGUGUAGAUAUCUAUGGGACGUUUCUUUUAGUCUGGUCCGUCCUGUCCUUGAAUAUGCAUGUUGUUGGAGUUAGGAAUUAUUAUUUUCGAAGAUCAAUUUGAAUUUCGCAUAAACUAAACGGUAGGGAAACUAAGAUUAGGGUAUAAACAAGCUCGACGUAAAUAACUGCUCUAACCAACACUCAUUGCUGGUUUACUGUUGGACAACAUCGAUGCACCAUCAUUACUGUCGCAAUGGUCCUUUGAUAACCUGUUUUACGUCCAUUUAAUGUAUGUGGGGACUCGAUUAACCAAACUUAACGCUGCUUCUUCUCUGUUAUCAUUUACGAAGCCUGUCCAUACCUUCACCUACUCCUUUGAUUCCUUUCCAAUGAGCUAUAAAUGUACAAUUACCGCACCUAUGAGUUUUUGUGAAAUGUAUUUAGUUUUGCUAGGUUAGCUUAAUGUUUAGGAUGAAUCAUCAUUGUUUAGCCAGUGUAUGCAAACAAGUGAAAUAAAAUGAA
Anopheles merus is the source of this 5112-nucleotide messenger RNA. Its product is annotated as piggyBac transposable element-derived protein 4-like. NCBI's taxonomy places the organism in Eukaryota, Metazoa, Arthropoda, Insecta, Diptera, Culicidae. The record is from RefSeq and is a predicted model, not a curated record. The coding region runs from base 2750 to 4177 and encodes 475 amino acids. The transcript is spliced from 2 exons.